Messenger RNA from Morus notabilis, 1280 nucleotides. RefSeq names its product CASP-like protein 5A2. Lineage: Eukaryota; Viridiplantae; Streptophyta; Magnoliopsida; Rosales; Moraceae. The record is from RefSeq and is a predicted model, not a curated record. The transcript has 4 exons. The coding region runs from base 464 to 997 and encodes 177 amino acids. Gene Ontology annotation, cellular component: plasma membrane.
UGUGAAACAAAACCUGAAAGAACAGUAGUCCUCGCACGCUUGUCUGUUGCUGUUGCCAGACCAGAAUUUGGGGUCAACCAAUCCCGGAGCGAGUAGUUCAACUGUCAAAAAACUAUCGCUCCUGUCCGAAGCCCCCAAUUCCUCGCUCGCCGCUUUUACAACUUUUCAUUUUCUCCAGAUAGAAAAUUAUCAAAAACAAAAAAAAAAAAACAAAACUUCAACGACCACGGAGAUCGGAGGAAGAUACGUCCCGGAAAUCUAGCAUUCCUUCAAUUAGGCUUCUGCGACGAAUCAGAUCUCGGAAUCUGUCCUAAUUAGAGGUGAUCGAAGUCAGAUUCUGUGUUUGUUUGGUUCCCGAGAAAAAAAGCUUGUUAAGGAAUCGAGCUUUUGCUAGGGGAGAGAUUGAAGAGUAGAGAUCGGGUAUGAUUACGAAUUGAAAGUGUGGGUUUGCUUUGGCGAGGAGAUGAAUGUGAGCAAUGCGUCGGUUCAUCCAGUGGAAGAUGCACCGACCACGGAAGGAGCCAACGCGCCGAGGGUGAGGAUGAAGGACUUGCAGGGCAUGCCGGGCACUCCCGGAGGGCUAGCCUUGCGCAUUAGCCAGUUCGUGUUCGCCGCCGCCGCACUUGCCGUCAUGGCCACCACAAGCGACUUCCCUUCCGUCACUGCCUUCUGCUAUCUUGUAGCAGCUGCUGGUUUGCAAUGUUUGUGGAGCUUUUCAUUAGCCAUUGUUGACAUUUAUGCUCUUUUAGUGAGACGAUCUUUACAGAAUCAUCAAGUUGUCAGCUUGUUCACUGUUGGUGAUGGGAUGACAUCCACUCUUACCUUUGCUGCAGCGUGUGCUUCUGCGGGAAUCACAGUUCUAAUCGACAAUGACCUUGGUAGCUGUGCCCGCAACCACUGUGCGCAAUUCGAAACCGCCACAGCCAUGGCUUUUAUAACGUGGUUCACUUCAUUACCAUCUUUUCUCUUGAACUUCUGGUCACUAGCAUCCCGGUGAAUUUACGACAAAGAACUGGAAGGAAAAUGCAAAAGCAAUUUGGAAGAGUACUGUCCGAAGUACACGCUUUUUCAAAAUGCCCUCAAAUCGAAAGGUUGGUUGUAAUUUUGUGUAUAGUUUGUGUUUCUUUCAACAAUACAAAGAUUCCUGGUAGUGAAAUGUGGGUGGGUAAAAAUAUCCUUUCAACCUGAAAUAUUGAAUUGAUUGGAUAAUUUUGGCUUAGUUGGAAAUAUAUUUUUGGCUUGGAGGCAAAUAUUGUACUCACAUACACGUGAUGUUUCAA